AUGUCCACUCUCUUCAAUGAGAUCAGUAGAAAUUGUGCGUCCACUUUCUUCAAUCAGAUCAGUAGCCAUUGUGCGUCCACUUUCCUCAAACAGAUCCGAAGCAUUUGUGCGUCGACUCUACUUAACCAGAUCAGUAGCAAUUGUGUGUCCACUCUCUUCAAUGAGACCAGUAGCCAUUGUGCGUCCACUCUCCUCAAAAAUUUCAGAAGCAUUUGUGCGUCCACUCUCCUCAAUCAGAUCAGUAGUAAUUAUGCGUUCACUUUCCUCAAUCAGAUCAGUAGUAAUAAAGCGUCCACUUCCUUCAAUCAGAUCAGUAGCCAUUGUGCGUCCACUCUCCUCUAUCAGAUCAGAAGCAUUUGUGCGUCGACCUUCCUCAACCAGAUCAGUAGCAACUGUGCAUCUACUCUCCUCAAUCAGAUCAGUAGCAAUUGUGCAUCCUCUCUCCUCAGUCAGAUGAGAAGCAUUUGUGCGUGCACUCCUCGGUCAGAUCAAGAAUAUUUUUCUUACAAGUGGAAUUAUGAUACCAUUAGGCUCCCUCUCUCUCUCUCUCUCUCUCUCUCUCUGGAUACGUGGGCGAAAUACUCUGAUCUAUCUAUCUAUCUAUCUAUCUAUCUAUCUAUCUAUCUAUCUAUGCACAGUGGGCGAAAGGCUCUGCUAUAUCUAUCUAUCUAUCUAUCUAUCUAUCUAUCUAUCUAUCUAUCUAUCUAUCUAUCUAUCUAUCUAUCUGUACACAGUGGGCGAAAGGCUCUGCUAUAUCUAUCUAUCUAUCUAUCUAUUGUGGGCGAAAGGCUAUAUCUAUCUAUCUAUCUAUGUAUUGUGGGCGAAAGGCUAUAUCUAUCUAUCUAUCUAUCUAUCAAUGCACAGUGGGCGAAAGGCUCUGCUAUAUCUAUCUAUCUAUCUAUCUAUCUAUCUAUCUAUCUAUCUGUACACAGUGGGCGAAAGGCUCUGCUAUAUCUAUCUAUCUAUCUAUCUAUUGUGGGCGAAAGGCUAUAUCUAUCUAUCUAUCUAUGUAUUGUGGGCGAAAGGCUAUAUCUAUCUAUCUAUCUAUCUAUUGUGGGCGAAAAGGCUAUAUCUAUCUAUCUAUCUAUGUAUUGUGGGCGAAAGGCUAUAUCUAUCUAUCUAUCUAUCUAUCUAUCUAUCUAUCAAUGCACAGUGGGCGAAAGGCUCUUAUAUAUAUCUAUCUAUCUAUCUAUCUAUCUAUCUAUCUAUCUAUGCACAGUGGGCGAAAGGCUCUGCUAUAUCUAUCUAUCUAUCUAUCUAUCUAUCUAUCUAUCUAUCUAUCUAUCUAUCUAUUGGGCGAAAGGCUAUAUCUAUCUAUCUAUCUAUCUAUCUAUCUAUCUAUCUAUGCACAGUGGGGAAAAGGCUCUGCUAUAUCUAUCUAUCUAUCUAUCUAUAGUGGGCGAAAGGCUAUAUCUAUCUAUCUAUCUAUCUAUCUAUCUAUCUAUCUAUCUAUCUAUCUAUCUAUCUAUGCACAGUGGCUAUUCAACAAUAUCUAUCUAUCUAUCUAUCUAUCUAUCUAUCUAUCUAUCUAUCUAUCUAUAUCUGGCUGUUUCUGCUUUUCUUAUCUAUCUAUCUAUCUCAGUUGUUUCAAUCUAUCUAUCUAUCUAUCUAUCUAUCAAUCUCAUUCCAUUUCUAUCUAUCUAUCUAUCUAUCUAUCUAUCACAGGCUUUUUACUUCUUUCUUUUAUCUAUCUAUCUAUCUAUCUAUCUAUCUAUCUAUCUAUCUAUCUCUCUUAUCUCUUAUCCGAACAUUCGAACGUUUUCUUCUUCUUCUUCUUCUUCUUCGUUGUCGUCUUUGUCUUCUUUUUCGACUUCUUCCUCGUCUUCUUUGCCGUCGUCUUCUUCUUCGUUUCUUCUUCUUCUUCUUCUUCUUCUUCGUUGUCGUCUUUGUCUUCUUUUUCGGCUUCUUCCUCGUCUUCUUUGUCGUUGUCGCCUUCUUCGUCUUUUUUUCGACUUCUUCCUCGUCUUCUUCUUUGUCGUCUUCUUCUUCUUCUUCUUCGUUGUCGUCUUUUUCUUCUUUUUCGACUUCUUCCUCGUCUUCUUUGUCGUUGUCGUCUUUGUCUUCUUUUUCGACUUCUUCCUCGUCUUCUUCUUUGUCGUCGUCUUCUUCGUUUCUUCUUCUUUUUCUUCUUCUUCUUCUUCUUCUUCUUCUUCUUCUUCCCACUCCUCCUCCACCUCUUCUUCUUCGUGUCGUUUCCCUUCAUAUCUCUUCAACAUUUUCUAUCCUUUUUAG
Molecule: messenger RNA, 2232 nt
Organism: Acanthosepion pharaonis
Lineage: Eukaryota; Metazoa; Mollusca; Cephalopoda; Sepiida; Sepiidae
Source: the annotation of a GenBank genome assembly